GUGGAAUAUUGAGAGGAUGUCCUCUGAUUCUGGGUCAUAUUGAAGCUUGACGACACGUGACCAGUUCGGAAUUAAACUAAGAUAUGAUGACGAGUACCGGUAUUGCUUCCGUUUGACGGUUCACGCGAUGGACGCGGAGGAGUUAGACGAAUUAUCUGACGUCCACACUAAGGUUCAAAGAAGCUUCGUCUCCAAAUUAUCUCUCCACAGACAACAUGGCGGGACAUUGCCAACCAUUCAUUCUAACACAGGGCUUCCACCCUCUACCUUUGGCAGACAAACCUCUCAGAGAUCGUCUUUAUCUUCCUUGUCGACUGAUUCCGGAUUUCCAAUGUCGUGUGGUUCCCCCUCCCCUUCCAUAGACGUUGUCUCUUUUGAUGAUAUUGACAAAACUUCUCUACGACCGUCGAAUUCUGUGACGUCACCAACAUCACCAAAACGAGUGACGUCAUACAAAAAUUUGUCAUCAUCAAAACGUUUUGUAUCGGUCUUCACUUUAAAUUGUAAGCCUAGUGCGGACGAUUCCAAUGUUGGCCAACUUCUUACAAAUGAUCAAAAGCCCAAAUCUCUUUCGAUGUCGAACUUGGUCUCAUCAAAGUUUGCGCUUCACCCACAGGAAUUUGACAGUCAGCCUGAUGUAUCUCUGAAUUAUGAUGAUGAACAAAACCCCAUUAAGCAAAAAUAUUCGAAUGGUUCUUGUUCUAGCCAUAAUGAAAAAGAACGAAAUGUUGUAGGUUCAGUAAGCAUGACAAAUAAAGACGACCGUGAUUCUAACAAUAUCAGACAGAGUGAGCAGUCUGGAACGUGUAAUUCGGAAUACCCCCUCCAAACUUCAUCUCCUCGAGUGUGUCGAUUGUCUCGUCCUGUAAAGUUUCCCGCGGACUUUCGGAAGUCCUUUGCCUCCUCUCGUCCUGACGCAUCAGAUAGUUCCCAGCCUCGUAACCGCGAUACUAAGACCGCGCAACUUAUUGCCAAGAAUGUGGUUGAUUUAAAUCAAGACAAUCACUCCCACAUUGACAGUGUGAAACUCCGUACCACUGAACACCAUAAUUUACUAGGAUCUUUAGACGUCUCUUGUCGUCCGGACAGAACAUUCACUGACUCCAAAGUUCAUGAUGCUGGACAUUUAAAAACCGCUAGUAAUGGAUAUCGUCAAGUUCGACACAAGAGUACUGGUAACCAGCCAGCGUACCAUACACGACUACCAUUUACCAUUUCCAAACUUGAGGACACAACGAAUACUGUGAGGAAAAGGAUUCCACCUGGGAUGGUUGCAGACAUGAGACAAGUGUUCUCAAAACCAAUUAAAAGGCGACAAACCAUGCCGACUUUAUCGAAUUUAAAAAACUAUGAUAGUUCUUCACGAAAGUUCAAUAUCCCAUCAGUGUCAAAUAAUGGCGUGAAUACAACAGACGAAUUAACUUUAACCGGAAGUUCUCCGGAAAGAAUCGAAUCUAAAGCGGAAACUACCUAUCGUUGUUAUUGCAGUGGUGAUUCUAGUCCAGCAGGAAAGGAUGACAUUUUUCCAAAACGAUUUAACGCUGAUGAGAAUAAGACGAGAACUGAGUUAGAAACACCAGAAUCAAAUGAAUAUGUUCAGAGUGUUUGUUUAAUGAAUAAAAACGACGACGGAAAAGACGAUAACAUUUCUGAUGAUAGUGAACACAUGGAAUAUGAUAGUGAUGUUAAUUCAUCAGAGUUGAACUUUUACGUCGUAAAUGGUAGCACAUUGAACGGAGGUGACGAAGAAACUGUUGGUUCCGACGAUGUUUGGGAUGAAAGUUCAGACAACCCUGAUGAUGAAGAUGAAUAUAAUGUUUGUGCCAGUAAAGAUGAUAUCACGUUCAACGCCAGACCAUCAAUCGAUCCCCCCGCUACACUGAAUACUCCAUCCUACAUCGACAAUAUCUUAAAGCUCAGCAGAACGUCUCUAAAUUAUGACGACACAGACUCAAAGAAAACUCAAACUAAAAACACAGUAGAUAUGAAUUGGAAAAAUAACGAUUCCUUAGAAAGCAUGCACAGAUACAGUGAAAGAUCGUUUGACAGAGUAGAAAUAUCCGAUGAGAGCAAGGACAUGGUAAACGACGAGGUCGUUACGUCACACAGCGAACCAGUCAUUGUACCUCGUAGAAAGGUAAAUAUGUAUUCUGUGAUUAACGAAUUUAAGGAUAAUGACACACAACAACGUCAAUCAAGUUCGUGCACGUGUAUAGAUUUACACACGCACGUGGCAUCACAUGAGGAUGAUAAAACCAAUACACAAACGAAGGGUGUGGACAUAUCGCGAGACGACAGGAACGCAAUACACAAUGAUAGAACAGCCUAUUUACAUACCAUACCUAAUACAGGUGAUACCGUGGGUAAAGGUAACACUCGUUUGAAGACUGACAAGAAAAAUGAACAAAGACAAGAGAAAAGUGGGAUAAAGUGUUCCAGAGUCAAGGUUUUACCUGUGGCUAUUGAAAAUAAAUGCACUGAUGGAGAUUCGUCCAUUAAUAACACGCCAACAAGGUCCUAUGUCACCUUUGAUAAACCGCGAACAGACGAUGAAUUCACUGAAGCGUGGCCGACUCCAGGCAAAAGGGAUAAACCUGAAGAUGAUCACGUGUCCUUAGCGAAUAAUACACCGCCACAGGUAGAAACAAAACAGUGUCGAACUUCCACAGUGGUCGUACCAGAAGGAAUCUCCUCGUCAAAUUCUCUGGAUUAUAGCGGUAAAUAUUCAGAAAGGAUAGACAAUAUGCCUGAAAGAUCGGCAGGACCUAAUAACAACUUUUCUGAAAUUUCAGAAUAUACUGGAGGAAAGAAAGUUACAACAAAAAUGUCAACAACAGACGUAAAUAUGAACGAAACGUCUGAGGAGGCAAAACAAACAUUGGCCAUUCUGGCCGAGGCUAUGUCGAAACUUAAUGGUGAUAAUAACGACGAUAUUCUACCCGAGAUCAAACAAUCUGUCGCCAAACUAGAUGGAGGUAACCUAGUUGUAACGACAUUGACCCGUAAAAUCAUCGAGGAGGAGGAGGAAUCAGGUCGCGGGACGCCCCUUCCGGAUUACAAUGAUGUGUUUUACGUCAGGGACCAUAAGGGUAAUGUGUACAUGGUGGAGGAUUUGACAGAGGACUCACAGGAAAGUGCCUAUUACAGUUCAUCAAAUGUCAGCCAGGAAAACGAUUACAAUAGAAUACACAACUUGCGGUCAAUUGGCAGGACCAGCAUUGACCACUCUACGGCCGAGGAGGUUCUUUUAGGGCUUUAUAACCAAGGACGAAGCACGGUCCAAAUCGAGGAGAUUGACGAGAACGAAAAACAAUUGGUUGUACAUAAAGGUAAGGAGGCAGCUAGUUUACAGAACCAAUUCUCAACCGAUAGCUCUUUUAACAAGCAAGCUUCUAAGUAUGAAUACGAUAUGUGUAAUGGUGGUCAACAACUUCCGGUCCAGGGAGGGCCAAGAUCCACCUCCAAAAUAAAAACUAUCAAACAGUGUUACGAGAUGACCUCAGAUGGCAGGAACAACAAAGAUGGGCAACCGAAUGAGGAGGACAUUAAAAUGGAGACGGAGGAAACCUCUACGAUCAAGAAUAUGGAUAGUUCUGGGUGUAAAACCAUGUCAUCCAGCUUCCGGUAUCAGACCGAUGCCAGUCUGGUACCCCAAGUCGCACAGGAAGUCCAAGCUGUGAUUCCAGCUCCAAUGAUUCUGCCUCCGGUUCAACCCAAGUUGGUACAACUCGAUAUGACGCCGGUAUUUCCGGUCAGACAGGAACUGCCGUUGAUGACCACAGUUCCAGUAACCACAACCAAAGUGACCGAAAGCACCAGUGAUAAGAUCGUCACCAGCACCGUGAAUGACGAUGCUAAAAUGAAGCUUUCAGAGCACGGAAGACCCGUGUACAAAUCUGUAGCUCUCGUGAAGGGACCGUACGAAGCUCCAAAAUGGCAAGUGACGAAAACUAAGGAGGAAAAAUUCGCUGAAGAUGCCGAGGAUUUUAAGCGAUACAAACUCGUGAGUUCACACGCGUCUAACGAAACACAACAAAGAGAAGUAUCUAUUCAGAAUUCCUCGUCAAUGUUUCAUGCCGUUAGCGGUUCUACAAACAGAGCAGCUGUGCACGAGAACCAGAAUAUGUACAAAAGUGAACAAGUCAUGCAGAUGAAUGGUGGUCCGGUUCCACAGCCAAAGAUACACCGAACUCGGAUAGACGUUUCCUCACUGCCGCUUCCUCAUACGGACUACGGGGGUCGGGAUGUGUGCGAAUAUUCGGAGUCUAACAGGACUAUCACCACACAAAAACUACAGUCUGAGCCGGUAUUUCCAGCUCGGGUUCCGUCGCCGCCUAAACUCUCAGCCUCCGGAGCUGAGAAGGAUAUGAUGGUUGUUCGAGGAAAUAUUCUAAUAAAAAACACGAUGGACCAGGGACUAGAACAAUUUAAUGAUAACAUAAACAUGUUCAGUAAGGGCUUCAAUAUGUGUAAACAGAAUCCCUUGUACCAGAGUGACGAGGACCUACAGAGACGGCUUCAGGAGGAGGAGGACAAUGAGAGGAGGCGACAGAUGGACCAGGAGGACAGGGAGAGGAGGCGACAGAUGGACCAGGAGGUCGCCUUUGAAACGUGUGAUCGAUACUCCAAGACAAAACACGUCAAAAAAGACCCACCCCAAGCAGCCCGACAGCACUUGACGAGUCAACUUCUGUUAUCUAAACUCUCUAACAUCGACGUGAAGGACAUCAGACAGCACAUCGACGUACAACACCAUAACGAGGAUAUCUAUGGCGACGCGCGCUUUAUGCACGCAGACGGCAGCUCCACCCAGCAGGGCGCCAACAACUUUGAUUCGGUUAACGAAAACAUUGACCUUGUGAUGCGAGGGGGAAAGGCCUACAUCACUAUUACAGUGACAGCUGAGAGGUAUACUCCCAUAGAUAAGGAGUUCAAUGUAUGGCGGAAGAGUCAGGCAGUCGUGACUAGGGUUAUUGAAAUAGAUUUCCUUGCCAACGAGCAACGCAGACGAUUGUACAUGAGUGUCAUGGAAAGGGCGGGAGAAAGUGAAGGCGAUGCUGACCGCAAUGUUUAUGGUGGAAGUUCGAGAAGUCAAGAACGUGUGCUCUCUACAAAAGAAACUCUUGACUUAUUUUCCGAAAUAAUGAACGCUACGGAAGGAGAGGGGGACCACGAAGAUAUUACUGUGAAAACAAAGCAACACAGAACGACCCUUCCACCUCACGACUUUCUCUACUGACUUAAACAGAAGUAGCAGAAACAGAUAUUGGUACUCUGUUGCGCUGCCAUUAUGACAGGGUUGUUUGAUAUACGGGCUACACUGUAGAGGUGUAGGACCCAAAUAUCGGGUGAAGUAGACUAAAUGUGAGUAGUGUCAAAAAAAAAAAAAAAAACCUGACACGUUUAGCGACAAAUCAUGACAGGUCAGGCGGAAUAAACCACUGCUAAGAUAAGGCAACCUGUUUUCGUAUAUAUUACACUAUUUUCGUUGAUGAUUCAUUUCGGCCAUAUUCGCUGAUUUUGUGUGUUCGCCUGACCACGUCACCAAGACAGAAAGCUCCAGUGCUGUAAAUAAGGGUUAAAUUAGAUGAAUCUGGCCUUGUUGCUAGUUGGCCGAUCAUCAUGCUAUCUAUUGGGUAUAUCGUCUGUAAGACUGACAUCAUUAUCACAUCCAUUUGGAUCCCAAAGGGCUUGUUCCUAAUCUUUGGUCCUCGAAAGGUCAUCUUUUCUCUGUUCAUUGUACAAACCCCAAGACGACUGAAACGGAAAUCAGAUUUAACCGGGCCUGACCUUUCUAGAUAUGCAGGACGACUCCUUAUGGUGAAAUUAUAGUAACGUAGGUGUUCAUGUUCACGUACAAUGCUUCUAAAUAACAGAAGGUUUUAACUAACUUAAAUCAUAAAAAAAUAUGGCUAGUUCAAGUUUGUCGUCGUCCACUGAUGUUUUCAAUAGAUAUAUAUACAUAGACGAUUGUUUUUGACAGCUGUAUAGGUUCCUGUGUUUCAGAGACUCAAAGCCGAACAUUAUGAAAAUGUUUACACUCCUGUACAAACAUACAUCGUAACUUCGACAGGCGAUAACAUAUAUUUGUAUUGUAAAUACAUGCAACUCAAAUUAACGAGGUUUUACAACGUGUACAAUGUUAUUCUUAUUUCUAAUACUGUUAACGAGUUAUUCCAAGAUUACCAACAGAACAUAUCUAUCGAUAAUUGUUAUAGUAUAACGUACAUAAGAUCGGAAAUUUAGCUUUAAAAUGUGAUACUCGAUAACUUACAAUGCUAGCCAUGGUAUGAUAUUUAUUGGAGUAAUCGGGUGAAGUAUUAAACUAGUUGUUGUUUAUUUCUAAUGCCUACAUUUACUGAUUAAUUUCCAUUCCCAUAAGACUUUAAACAUUCAAGUACAAAUUUGGAUGGAUCUCUAUAACAUUCGAAUGGAAUGUUAAUCGCUAGAUUCAAUUAUUGUAUGUGUAAGAUUUGGGAGUAACUCUCUAUCAGAGUUGUCUUUCCUUACGCCCAAAAUGGCGAUUGCCGCAAUGAACUCUGGGAAAAUUUUGGUACUCUCAUGCACAUUGACCACAAACACUGUCCCGUGAGAGGCGUUCACUGAUUCAUGAGAAUAACACACUGAACCCCCAGGGUAUCAACAUUCAUCAUGAACCAACAGUAACUUAUACUUGAAGACCACUGAAGGCAGGAUGGUGGCAGCUAAUAAACUCACAAGGAUAUCACUUGACAAACGCCAAUGGUGCUGCUUAACAGAACGAAAUAUAAUAUCACAGCAUGUGUAAAUACCUUUACUUUCAGGCAUUAUCCUCAUGGUGAAACAAAUGUGUGACGGAGGGAACAAUACAAUUUCCGUGAAUAUCACACGAGGGCAGAGAAAUAAGGCUACCAGGACUUGGCCAUGUCUAAAUGUAUCGAUGCAUACUUUUCUGUGGCCACGAUCACCCUACUCGGUGGCCAAUGGACCUUACAAAGUCGCCAGGCUCCACAGUAUGGCCUUCCGUGUGUCUCACCGAGGUUUUAUCGAUUGAUGUAUUGAUACUCUGUAGAUGUAUUUUCCCCUUAAAUUUAAUCUCUAUGAGGCCAUCAAGUAUUCAGUAUUUAAAACCAUUGUUUGUUACAAAUGUUUUAAAAUCCCCUACGUAUAAAAAGAGUUCCAAAUCGCGAUGACGGAUAAACAAAAUAGAGCAUAACCUUGCCAUGACGUCAUUAUUGUUUCAAUUCAAUAUUUUAUAGAGAAUUGACUGUUUUCCUGCCCACUUUUGUAGCUUACUUUUCACGACUGUAGCAGAACGUGUAAAAUGGUUUUGUAUUUAAAGUGGAAAACAUUUAGACAUUACUGUAUUGGUAGUGUGAUUUGUAUAUUGACAUGCGAUAAGUAUUUUACAGGAAUGAAAGCCGAAGUUGUCACUCAUUAUCUAUGAUAUCUUAAAUAGCGUUUGGUAGUUUACCUUGUACUUGAUGUCUUAUCACAAGAAUGUUUGAAAUCACUGUGCAAUAUCAAAUUUAAGUGUACAUGUAAAAUAGACAGUUAUGUUAAUUCCUUAAGAUAUAUCAGUGAUAUUGUAAAGUACCAUGGAACUGACCGGAUGUUAGGGACAUGUACAUACUGUGAAUCUGACCGGAAGAGGCUUAACUUGGUGUUGUUGAUUUGACCGGUUGUUUGGGUCACAUGUUAUUACCUGCUAUGAGCUUGACCGGAAGUAACGAUUACGUGGGCAGCGUACCUACUCUGGACAUGAUUGCAUUAAUUAGCAUAUUAGUUGUAAUUUAAAAACAAAUAUAUUUUUCUCAUUGUAAAUAUAGAAAAACAAUAGGAUAGGGCUUUCACUAAGACUGGUGCUGUAUUGUCACUGUAUCAACAUAGCAGUGUAAACAAUGCUUAUGAUGCUAUUUCAUCUAUGUACAUGUAUUUACUCAUUGAAUUUAUAUGGUAAUAAAAAUAUACCACCGAAUAGAGUUAA
Molecule: messenger RNA, 7966 nt
Organism: Ylistrum balloti
Lineage: Eukaryota; Metazoa; Mollusca; Bivalvia; Pectinida; Pectinidae
Exons: 3
Coding region: 128-5239 (1703 amino acids)
Source: RefSeq, a predicted model, not a curated record